Messenger RNA from Salvelinus fontinalis (brook trout), 2387 nucleotides. It is a transcript of the gene or55e1, whose product is annotated as odorant receptor, family 55, subfamily E, member 1. The record is from RefSeq and is a predicted model, not a curated record. Gene Ontology annotation, cellular component: membrane. The transcript has a single exon. NCBI's taxonomy places the organism in Eukaryota, Metazoa, Chordata, Actinopteri, Salmoniformes, Salmonidae. Gene Ontology annotation, molecular function: G protein-coupled receptor activity; olfactory receptor activity. Gene Ontology annotation, biological process: G protein-coupled receptor signaling pathway. The coding region runs from base 24 to 1280 and encodes 418 amino acids.
UCUGGUUUGGGGUAUAAAGUCUCAUGUGGGUAGAAAUGUCCAUUUAUUGGACCACAUACAGUUCCACUCUACAGACCAACGACCAAUUACACGCCGCGAACCAACGACCAGUUCCACUCUACAGACCAAUGACCAAACAGCGGAAGAACACGGAACAACAGCAAGGGGGUUUAUUAUGGCAUUUGUGUACCAUUCAUACAUAUCAGAGUAUUGAAAAUAUUGUGUCGAUGAAAACAUUUAAAUUUUACGUUUUGUUUUUCUUUUCAUCUCAAUUCAUUGGCGAUACUCAGUGUGUAACGAUCGAAGAAUCCCAGCCAAUCAAUUUUUCACACAACGAGUUCACCUUUGUGGGAUUCCCAGAGAUCUAUGAGUACAGACGAGUACUUUUCUUACCGUUUUUCAUGACUUACAUUUUAGUCUUGGCGGGAAAUUCUUUGUUGAUCUACGUGAUUACAAUUAUGGAGAGUCUCCACAGCCCCAUGUAUAUAUUAAUAUGUGGCUUGGCGGCGGUGGACAUAAUGGUGGCUACAGUCAUUAUUCCUAACAUGCUGCUCAGCUUUCUGUUUGACUGGAACGACAUCUCAUUGGCCGGUUGUUUGACUCAGAUGUUUUUCACUCACUUCCUCUCGUCAGUAGAGUCGACUAUUCUCCUGGCCAUGGCUCUGGAUCGUUACGUGGCUAUCUGCUUCCCUCUACACUACACUCUCAUUCUCAACUCGGCCAUGUUUGUCAGACUGUCGCUGUUCACUGUUAUAAGGAGUGGUUCCGUCAUGUUUGUACUAGUUGCACUCGCCGGUUCUCUGUCUUUCUGUGGCUCCAAUGUCAUCAACCACUGCUACUGUGACCACAUGGCCCUGGUUAGCCUAGCAUGUGGUAACACGGACAAGAAUACUGCUAUGGGAUUGGCUGUGAUUGUCUGUUUUGUGGGAAUUGAUAUUUGCGUCAUUAUUUUCUCCUACAUGAAGAUUCUGAAUGUGGUGUUACGUGCAGCAGCGGGGGAGGAUAGAUGGAAAGCGUUCCACACUUGUGGCACCCACCUUAUUGUAAUAAUGUGUUUCUAUCUGAUUGGCACCGUUACUUUUCUGUCACGCAAUCUGAAUAUUCAAAUUCCAACUGACAUCAAUACUUUUCUAGGGGUGAUGUAUAUUGUUUUACCAGCAAGUGUCAAUCCAAUCAUCUAUGGAGUGCGGACAAAGGAAAUACGAAACCGUAUUUUGCAAAUGUUCAACACAAGACUAAACAAAGUAUUGACUGUUCAGGUUGCUACUGUAGAAAUGUGAUUAGUUUCAAAGCUCUACUUUAGUCAAGGUUAGAUAUUUACUUCAGAAAUUAUUCACACUCCUUGACUUUUUCCACACUUUGUUGUGUUACAGCCUGAAUUAAAACAUUUAUUCAACUGAGUUAUUGUGUCACUGAUCUACACACGAUACACCAAUAAUGUAAAAGUGGAUUUAUGUUCUUAGACAUUUGUACAAAUGAAUAAAAUAAAAAAAAUGAAAAGCUAAAAUAUCUUGAGUCAAUAGGUCAAAAUGCUAUAUCCACCAAUUUUUCACAUUUGUGUUUUUUUCAUCAGAAAUAAUUGCUUAUGGAUACCUUCAUGUGUGUGUAAAAUAUUACUGUUCUCAGAUUUUUAAUUCAGAGUUUGUUUGAUGUGUAUGAAAGUGCUUUUUUAAAUGCUAAAACACUAGACACAGAGUGUACAAAACAUUAAGAACACCUUCCUAAUAUUGAACUGCUCUCAGAACAGCCUCGAUUCGUCGGGGUACGGACUCCACAAGGUGUCGAAAGCGUUCCACAGGGAUGCUGGUCCAUGUUGACUCCAAUGCUCCUCACAGUCGUGUCAAGUUGUCUGGAUGUCCUUUGGGUGGUGGACCGUUCUUGAUACACACGGGAAACUGUUGAGUGUGGAAAAACCCAGCAGCGUUGUAGUUCUUGACACAAUCCGGUGCGCGUCAAUAAGGGACCGUAGCUUUCACCUGAUCAAUCUAUGUCAAGGAAAGAGCAGGUGUUUUUAAUGUUUUGUGAACACAGUGUUUUGAAUGUUUAGCUGGAAUGGUAUCCUGUAUAUAUUUGACUGUGAUAUGUGGUUGUCCCACCUAGCUAUCUUAAGAUGAAUUCACGAACUGUAAGUCGCUCUGGAUAAGAGUGUCUACUAAAUUACUAAAAUGUCAAAUGGAAAUGUUUUACUGUUCGAUUUCAUCGUUCUUUUUUAACAUUUCAAUAUUGAUGUCACAAAUGUAUCAUUUGUACGUUAACUUAUUAAAAAUGUACUUAUUUGUUACAUGUCCCUGUGUAAAACCUAGCAGUACUACUUGUUUCUCUGAGAGUGAGGCGGAUAUGUAGCAUUUAGCAACAAAAAAAAAACAUGAUUAUUUGUCUCUCUGAAA